GUCAGCUCUAGUCAUAGAACCAGAAAGUCCAGAACUCUCCACUCUCGUAAGCCCCUGACCGCGUCAUCCUCUUUUAAUAAAGCGAACGCAGCAACGAAAUCCUAACCAAGUAGCCACAUACGGAAGAAAAAAAAAAUGUUCUUCUUCUUCGUUGGAGGAGUAGAGCAGCAGGUGCGCCAGGUCCUUAAAUCAGGUGUAGGCAGGUGCAUAAACUGCGGCUCCAUGGCUGAUCUAGUGGAGAACGACAAGGUUCUCAAGCUCUUCUUUGUUCCUGUGUGGAAGUGGCCCAGUAAAGAGCCCGCUGUGUAUUGUAACAACUGUAAUCUCAUGUUCCCUCGAUCUUUUCCUCUCCCACCUCCAGAGACUCAUCCAUCAGAUUCAGUCGUUUCGGAGAGCUUACGCUGCCGUUUCUGUGACCGGGUCGUGGAGCCUGAGUUUAGGUUCUGUCCUUUUUGUGGGUCUUCUCUGUAAGUGGGAUUUGGGUCGAUACGUAAUCAGUGUUUGCUGUACUUGUGAUCAAGUGAUGUAACUCUCACUGCAACAAAGAAAUUUACUGAGAAUUUGAUGUGCUAA
Hevea brasiliensis (rubber tree) is the source of this 573-nucleotide messenger RNA. RefSeq lists its product as uncharacterized. The record is from RefSeq and is a predicted model, not a curated record. Bases 136 to 471 code for a protein of 111 amino acids. The transcript has a single exon. Lineage: Eukaryota; Viridiplantae; Streptophyta; Magnoliopsida; Malpighiales; Euphorbiaceae.